Molecule: messenger RNA, 3101 nt
Organism: Lagenorhynchus albirostris (white-beaked dolphin)
Lineage: Eukaryota; Metazoa; Chordata; Mammalia; Artiodactyla; Delphinidae
Gene: DUSP7
Product: dual specificity phosphatase 7
Exons: 3
Coding region: 69-1328 (419 amino acids)
Biological process (GO): protein dephosphorylation; negative regulation of MAPK cascade
Cellular component (GO): cytosol; cytoplasm
Molecular function (GO): protein tyrosine/threonine phosphatase activity; MAP kinase tyrosine/serine/threonine phosphatase activity
Source: RefSeq, a predicted model, not a curated record
CCGCGCGGCCGGGGCGCCGUCCCAGGGCAGGGCUGCCCGGCCCCGGCCCCGGGCCGCCCGCGCUCCCCAUGAAAAACCAGCUCCGCGGCCCCCCAGCGCGGGCGCACAUGUCGGCCUCGGGGGCGUCGGCGGCUGGGGGCACCGGGGCGGGGUCGGAGCCCGGUGCGGGGUCUGGUUCCGGCGCCGGUACCGGGGCAGGCGCGGCGGCGGGUGCGGGGGCCAUGCCUUGCAAGAGUGCCGAGUGGCUGCAGGAGGAGCUGGAGGCGCGCGGCGGCGCGUCCCUGCUGCUGCUCGACUGCCGGCCGCACGAGCUCUUCGAGUCGUCGCACAUCGAGACGGCCAUCAACCUGGCCAUCCCGGGCCUCAUGCUGCGCCGCUUGCGCAAGGGCAACCUGCCCAUCCGCUCCAUCAUCCCCAACCACGCCGACAAGGAGCGUUUCGCUACGCGCUGCAAGGCGGCCACCGUUUUGCUCUACGACGAGGCCACGGCCGAGUGGCAGCCAGAGCCUGGCGCUCCCGCUUCGGUGCUUGGCCUUCUCCUGCAAAAGCUGCGCGACGACGGCUGCCAGGCCUACUACCUCCAAGGUGGUUUCAACAAGUUCCAGACAGAGUACUCAGAACACUGCGAGACCAACGUGGACAGCUCGUCCUCGCCGAGCGGCUCACCGCCCACCUCAGUGUUGGGUCUGGGGGGCCUACGCAUCAGCUCUGAUUGCUCAGAUGGUGAGUCGGACAGAGAGCUGCCCAGCAGUGCCACCGAGUCAGACGGCAGCCCUGUGCCAUCCAGCCAACCGGCCUUCCCCGUCCAGAUCCUGCCCUACCUCUACCUCGGCUGCGCCAAGGACUCCACCAACCUGGAUGUGCUCGGCAAGUACGGCAUCAAGUAUAUCCUCAACGUCACGCCCAACCUGCCCAAUGCCUUCGAGCACGGGGGCGAGUUCACCUACAAGCAGAUCCCCAUCUCUGACCACUGGAGCCAGAACCUCUCCCAGUUCUUCCCUGAGGCCAUCAGCUUCAUCGAUGAGGCCCGCUCCAAGAAGUGCGGUGUCCUGGUGCACUGCCUGGCAGGCAUCAGCCGCUCGGUGACGGUCACGGUGGCCUACCUGAUGCAGAAGAUGAACCUGUCGCUCAAUGAUGCCUACGACUUUGUCAAGAGGAAAAAGUCCAACAUCUCACCCAACUUCAACUUUAUGGGGCAGCUGCUGGACUUCGAGCGGACGCUGGGGCUGAGCAGCCCGUGUGACAACCACACCCCCAGCGAGCAGCUCUACUUCUCCACGCCCACCAACCACAACCUGUUCCCACUCAACACGCUCGAGUCCACGUGAGGCCGGGGGCACGGGGCAACGGGCCAGCCCCUCCCGGGCCUCCACAGGGCCCGCAGGGAGGGCCCACGCCUGCUGCCUCUGGCGUGAGGAACCCGGACAUCGCCUGUGCCCAGAGGUGAGCUUCCCUCACCGUCCCGGGGAGGGUGCAGCCCACAGCCAGGCCUCCCCCGGCAGGACUUUCCGGAGGGGCCCUCAGCUCUCAGACAUGUGGCUUUGGGAGUCCAGUGGGGCCUCGUCCUUGUCCCAGGACACUCCUUUCUGCUGAUGGCCCAGCCAGUUUGGCUCUUUUUUUUUUAAAGACACAUCCAUGGACCUGAGUUUACUUUUUAUUUUUGGCAGGUAAAUCCGAGCUCCCUGGAGCAGAGAGUGUUCAAGCUCUUCUUGAUUUUUCUUUUUUAAUGAAAAGUGUUAUUUUCAGGCUACAUGCAACAGUGGAUUGUAUAAACCAGUAUUUCAUCCCUUUCUUGAUCCUGCGAGAGAGAGAGAGAGAGAGAGAGAGAGAGAAGUGUUAUCAGUUUGUUUUUCUUCUUCUUUCAAAAAGCAAUUCUUGGGUUUUUGUUUUUAAUGGAAAAGACAAACCCCGCGUUGAUCUUGACCAAAAGCGUUUUGCACAUGUGUGAAGCCUCCGUUUCCGCAGCGGCCCUUAAAGGGGUGGUUCGCUGCUCUCGCCAGCUUUGGACUCCCAGGCCUGCCCACACCUCCCACCUCGGCCCAGCCCGACCUGGCGCUGCAUUUGCCUGUGAUGACUGCCGCGAGUGGUGAGUGGUGGGCUGGACAGGUGGCCUUUGCAUUCUCUGCCCACCCAACUGCCCUUCUGGUGGUCCCUGCCAACUGCCCCAGGCAGCAGAGGGAGGCCCUGCCACUGUCCUGCUGGAGGUGGGGCCACGGGGGGCUGCCACGCAGUAGCAUUAACCCUCCGGGCUCAGCCCCGAGGGGGGCCUGGGCCCCAGGCCCUUUUUAUAUGUACCCACUACUUGCUUCUUCCUCUCUCUGUCUGUUGGUAGCUGAGGGUGCAGGCCCAGUGGCUGGGGGGGGGUGUAGGUGGUGGCACCCAGCCCUGCCUCCCCCGAGUCUCUUCCCUCACCCUGGUUGUUGCUUUGGUUCAGCUGCCACUCCCAGCCCCCUCAACCCGUGAAAGCCUGCCCUAUGCUCAUCUUGCCCCUGCCUUCUAUUAAGAAACUCGCACCCAUUUCAAUCCCAGGGCAGGGGUGGGUGGCGAGGAUGGACAAGGAAAGGGGUGUGAGGCUCUGUCCAUCCCUCCACCCCCAUAUCCACAGAACAAAGCCACGGAUUCCGUUAUCCUCCUCCAGUUUUGUUCCUUCUCCAACCUCAGUUCUCCCAGGUGUCAGGACUGCAUAAGGCCUGGGGAGGGGUGAGCAGUCGGGCUGGGGUCCCUGAGCGAGCCAGCACUCAGCAUGUGAGCAAGGCCACGGAAACUCUGCCCCCACUGCAUCUUACCUCACAGGGGUGGUUUUCAGGGAUUCUUUAAGGCAGCAGAUUAAAAUCUUGCCACAGUCAAGAAAUUGACAAAAAGCUUCCAUGCUGUACAUGGUUCUCUUUCUCUCUUUUGUACCUUUAAAAAGAAAAACCCAGAAAGAUGCAUCAGAUUUGUGUAAAUGAGGGUAUGCCAAGAGGGUGGCCAGUUUUGCUUUAUGAACUUAUGAAGGAAAAUUUGUGACCCUACAUAUAUAUACACACACAUACAUAUAUAUAUCCCGAUCCAGCAACGGGACUUUGUUUAUAUUGCAAAUAAAUAUUAUUUUUUCUUUAAAA